Molecule: messenger RNA, 661 nt
Organism: Pisolithus orientalis
Lineage: Eukaryota; Fungi; Basidiomycota; Agaricomycetes; Boletales; Pisolithaceae
Exons: 4
Coding region: 239-589 (116 amino acids)
Source: RefSeq, a predicted model, not a curated record
CUCAAAGAUUCCUCUCUGCAAACAUCCCUCUCCAUUGCUCAACUUAUCGGUGCAGCAGUCCGCACCCACACCGCCGUCAUCGAAUGGUUCCCGUCCCAAGAACGCCAAAAAGAAAUGAAAAAUCGAAGAGGAUGGGAGAAACAUGACGUCGUCUACCAGGCUGCGUGGUAAACACGGAACUUAGGUCCCUCGUCACCUUAUCGCUAUGAUCCAAAAAAAAGGAUAGCAAGGUAAGCAUAUGUCAGGUCGUCGUGUAACCGGGAUACAGACACAGGAGGCCGCUUUGUCUUCUGUGGGAGGACCAACGAUGGACAAUCCUUCCGUGGCAAAGACCUUGCCCAAAACAUUGUUGGAAGCUCCUGUUCCUGCUCUUAAACUCGUUUUGGCACAUGCCAAGAGUCGGGUGACGAGCGUACAACUAGCGGCUUCUGCUACUCAUAUUAUCCGUGCUCAAGGCAACCACCACCCAGGACAUUUGGACCACACAGCAGUCGUAACCUCUGUCUACGUUGUCAACCUCAUCAUUUCCUCGACGUCCGAGCAGCCGCAAAGCCAAGUCAAAGCAUGCUAUACGCUGAGGAUGAAAUAGAUUCUUGCGUCGAAGCAGCUGGCCAGGGCGUUCUAGUCAGUUUAGCAUCUCUUGCCAAAUCGAUCACAUCCG